UACAGCAGGAAGAUGACUACGUCAGACGAGGCUUCCGUCUGUUGAAUUAUUGGUGUCAGGAAACACAAUCAAGCUUCUUUAGGGUUGUAUGUUUGUAUCGAGGUAAGCAAUAAGCACACCACCAUCAUGGAGCAGUUACCUCUCCAGCCUGCAAACUUCUGCCCUGAUGCCUCAAAGAGCACCUGUCGUCCCGACAUCCUUUGCGUGUCCAAUAUGGAAGAACUGGUGGUGGAGGUCCGUGGCUCCAACGGGGCUUAUUACAAGGGCGUUGUGAAAGAUAUCCACGAUGACUCUCUCACCGUUGCCUUUGAGAACAAUUGGCAGCCAGAGCGCCAGGUGCCCUUCAAUGAUGUCAGGAUGCCACCGGCCGCUGACAGCAAGAAGGAGAUUGGAGAGGACGAGGAGGUGGAGAUCCUCUCCAAAGCCAAUGAUCAGGAGCCUUGUGGUUGGUGGCUGGCUAAAGUCCGCAUGAUGAAGGGAGCUUUCUACGUGAUAGAGUAUGCAGCCUGCGACGCCACCUACAAUGAGAUAGUGACCUUUGAGCGUCUGCGUCCAGUCAACACUAACAAGGCCAUCACCAAGAACUCCUUUCACAAGUGCACUGUCCCUGUUCCUCAAGAUCUACAAGAAGCAUGCCAGAGUGAGAAUGCCCAUAAAGAAUUUAAGAAAGCCGUGGGAGCCUGUCGGAUCUCGUACUGCCCUGAGACCAGCCAACUAGUGAUUGUGUCCACCAAUGAGACGACAGUGAAGCGUGUUUCUUUGCUGAGUGACAUGCACCUGCGCAGCAUCAGGACCAAGCUGCUGCUAAUGUCCCGCAACCAUGAGGCCACAAAACACCUGGAGAGCUCCAGGCAGAUGGUGUCGUCCUUCCAGGAGGAGUUCAUGGUGAGAACGGAUCUGAUGGGCCUGGCCAUCGGCAGCCACGGCAGCAACAUCCAGCAAGCACGGAAAGUUCCAGGUGUCUCUGCCAUUGACCUCGAUGAAGAGACUGGCACUUUCAGGAUUUACGGAGAGACAGCGGAGGCAGUCAAGAAGGCCAGGAACUACCUGGAGUUUUUGGAGGACUCUGUCCAGGUGCCCAGGGCCCUUGUCGGCAAAGUGAUCGGUAAGAACGGAAAGGUCAUCCAGGAGAUUGUGGACAAGUCCGGUGUGGUGAGGGUCAGGAUAGAAGGAGACAAAGACAAAGACAACAAGCAGCCCCGACAGGAAGGAAUGGUCCCAUUCACCUUUGUCGGUACUAAGGAGAGUAUUGGCAAUGUUCAGGUCUUGCUGGAGUACCACAUCUCUUACCUUAAUGAAGUUGAGGAGCUUCGUCUGGAGAGGAUGCAGAUCGAUGAACAGUUACGUCAGAUCACCCAGGUUCAUCGCCAAGGUGACCGAGAGAGAGGAGAGAGAGAUGGCAGCGCCAAUGCCUCCUCCUCCUCUUUACAUGGCAGUCGCUCCUACAACGGUCGAGGGCGCGGGCGCAGAGGCCACGGCUACAGCACUGGAUACGGCACCAACUCAGAGCAGUCCAACGCCUCUGAGACAGAUUCAGAGCGCAAGGAUGAGCUCAGUGACUGGUCCCUGGCUGGAGAAGACCAGGACAGGGAGAGAGAAAGAGGCUCACGGCCACAAAGAGAUGCCCGCAGGAGGCCUGGGCCCGGCAGAGGCCGAGGAGGGCUUGGAGGACGGGGGAGAGGAGGAAGAGGAGGAUACAGCAACAGCUCUGCAGGGCCUCGGGAUCAUGAGGAUAACCAUGCCUACGGGGCCACGGAGACAAACACAGAGACAGACCAGACGGCCGAUACCGAUGCCAGCGAGUCCAACUUGCCCACAAACCGACGCAGAAGAUCUCGACGGCGCCGAACAGACGAGGACACCACACUGAUGGACGGCAUGAGCGAGUCAGACAACGCCUCAAUGAGUGAAAAUGGAAUAGAUGACUCAGAAGUUAAACCUCAGCGUCGUAACCGUAGUCGACGUCGCCACACCCGCCUGCCUGAGGAGAAGCAGCCAGUGACGACGGUGGCCGACUACAUAUCCCGGCCUGAAUCUCAGAGCAGACAGACGACGGCCACUAAGGACACCAAGAAAAACAAGGAUGUGGGUCAGGUGGAUGCCAUCGCCGAGGACAGCCCACCAUCUGUGCCGGCAACCACCAAUGGUUCUAACGACGCUGCCGACACCGAGAGCAGCAAUGCCCCCGGAGCUCCCGCCAAAGCCUCCUGCCAGGAGGACUCUAACCAACAACCUGUUGCUAACGGACUCUCCUAGUCAGACCUGAGCAAAGGAAAUGGUUUCAAAUAUUUGAAAUUCUUUGGCUGCACUUGAUUUAAUCUCCCCGUCUCUGGAGCAGCCUUAAAAUUGAAACAUUUAAACACAACAAGCACUGUUCUUCUUUUACUUUACAAAUAUUUGAAACCCGCAAAGUUUUAGACAUCUGAACCUUAACCUUCCCUUUACACACGUGUUCUAUCCAACUUUUCAUUUUACUACCAUUUAGUUUUUUACAACAGUUCUUCCUGUAUGAGCUUGCCAAAGAUAGUCAAACACACACAGACUUACAAACAUCCAAUUAACUGUACUUUUCGGUCCGCUCUUCAUUGAGAGCUCAGGGAGAGGUCGGACCGAAUGCAGUAUUUAUAAAAACGCAGACAGGGAAUCAAACUCAAACCCAUACUAAGGUAUGAAUGCAGCCCUUCUUUUUUUUUUUUUUUAUCAGUAAAAAUAUCAUAGCAGGAUUUUUAGAUCAGAAACAUGUCUGCCUUUUACCAGGUGGACUCGAAAAAGAUGCUUCCACGACCUUUUUCAGGAUGUUUUGUGCAUCUGAAGUAGUUUGUAAAUUCAAUAUUCUGCAAGAGCAGAACCACAGUGCAGAUAGGUUUGUUGGAAACCCAAGUAUGUUUGACAUACAUGUGAUCAUCUGUUGUGCCUUGAGAGUAGAUUCAACAUGUUGUUGCCUGGCUCUGCACACCGUCUGAAAUUGUUUCACUUGUUUCUGUGUUACGCGCUCACCCUCUCCGCCACAGUGGAACCAGAUGAGCCGUCUCCUUGUGCUUAAUGUACCCUCAUGGCACUGUAGGCAAGACAAACACCCAGAGACCCUGAAAGGAUUUCAGAGGCAUAUCUUUUUAAAAUCAGGUGUGUCUAUUCUUAAUGUUUGUGGGGAGAAUGAGUCCAGUUAUUCUUUCUCUCGCUCUCUCUCUCUCUCUCUCUCUCUCUCUCUCUCUCUCUAUAUAUAUAUAUAUAUAUAUACACACGUCUCUGUUGAGGAGUUUGACAUUAGCUGCUUUCUGUUUUUUCAAUAUGCAACCACUUUGGUCAUGAGAAGUUAUUACAGCGUGUCUGGAAAAGAAACAAACGAUAGAAGAGUUGUUUUCUUUGCACUGAAACAUAACCUUAUUCUGUUUUAAAAGUUGAUUGUAGGUGAGUCUGGAAACUGGCUGUUACUGUUAAGUGCUGGAAAGAGAUGUAGCCAUCAAGCGCUGGGUUUCCUGAAAACAUCUCAUUGCUAAACAGCGGGCGCUUUCAUCAAAUAUAUGACAAGAGGGAUAAUGAGUGCUUUUUUUUUUUCUUCCAGAAUUCCAGCUAAAUCAAAAGAAAAUCAAUGCUCGGUUGAGAUGUUUUUGGAAAACCAAGCCCAGGUGACGAUGAUGUCAUUUUCAUGGUUCUUCCACAGGCUGGCUGGAAACUGGUCACGACUGUUCCACUAAGGAAGGAGAUUUAUUUGGUUUUAUUUAUUUAAAAAUGUACAGUAUUUAAAAAAGGCAAAAAACAAGAGAAGCUCUUCUUUUUCUUGACACUAAAAUAUAUGUUAGAGGGUUUUCUUUUGAGACAAAAUGAAAAUUUGGACUACUGAGAGUUGUGACAUCCCCAAAGUGUUUUUGUUGGGUCAACUACAGUAUGUUUUUUUUUUUUAAAAGGAUCAUUCUGGUUGGUUGAUGUGCAAUAUGUUUUGUAUGCAGGUAGUUCUUAAAUAAACUUGAUCUUCCAUGUAGAUCUAAAACUCAA
This is a messenger RNA of Anarrhichthys ocellatus (wolf-eel), 3993 nucleotides long. RefSeq names its product FMR1 autosomal homolog 1 (gene fxr1). The transcript has 19 exons. Gene Ontology annotation, molecular function: translation regulator activity; mRNA 3'-UTR binding. NCBI's taxonomy places the organism in Eukaryota, Metazoa, Chordata, Actinopteri, Perciformes, Anarhichadidae. Gene Ontology annotation, cellular component: cytoplasmic stress granule; neuron projection; nucleus. The record is from RefSeq and is a predicted model, not a curated record. Gene Ontology annotation, biological process: mRNA transport; positive regulation of long-term neuronal synaptic plasticity; regulation of mRNA stability. The coding region runs from base 127 to 2256 and encodes 709 amino acids.